This is a messenger RNA of Phytophthora sojae, 420 nucleotides long. RefSeq lists its product as hypothetical. NCBI's taxonomy places the organism in Eukaryota, Oomycota, Peronosporomycetes, Peronosporales, Peronosporaceae. The annotation marks the transcript as partial. The transcript has a single exon. The record is from RefSeq and is a predicted model, not a curated record.
CGAUUGAUUGACCGCGCCGUGGAGAACGGAUUUCCGCUGGAGCAUGUGGAGCAGCUGCGCACGAUCGUGCACGCGUACGAUGUGUGGCGCCUCGAGUUGCGUGCUGACUCACCGGCGAACGUGCCGCUCCUGGAAGUGCGUCUGCAGAUCGGGGCUCGCCCAGCUAAGUGUAAACCCUGCAAGUACCCGCCGCACAUCCGGAAGUUCCUGCAAGAAUUUAACGAUCGCCUUGUGGCUCUAGGACUGGUGUACGAGAACCCCAAGAGCCGCUGGUCGAGCCCCGUUUUUCCAGUCAAGAAAUCGGCCGACCUCAUGGACCUCCGCCAGACUACCGACUACCGAGCAGUCAACUCGCUGACGGACGUCAUGGCGGCAGUGAUGCCUAUUCUUUUGUUAGGUCUGGAAAACGCCCUAGGAAUG